This is a messenger RNA of Symbiodinium sp. CCMP2592, 3792 nucleotides long. NCBI's taxonomy places the organism in Eukaryota, Dinophyceae, Suessiales, Symbiodiniaceae. The record is from the annotation of a GenBank genome assembly.
AUGACCAUGUCCUCAGGGCAUCGUCGUUGGACAACCGCAAGGCCCGCAGCGGGCCUUUUCAUCCUUGCGCUUGGCCGCCUCUGCUGCGCUGACUGCAUUGGGGCGAGCUGCGCCGCCACGGGGGCGUCGCUCUUGGCGCUGAAGGCGGAGACACAAACUUCCGCUUCCCUUGGCGACCUCGAGGAGCGUGGCUACCCCAUCAACAUGACAGUGAAUGGCAGCAAUGGGACUGUGGACACGCAGUUGGAGAUGAUUGUGGGCGAGAACGCUGAGCAAGACAUGAAGGAGAUGAACAGUAUCCCGAAUCCCGAGAAUGCCAGCAGUAACGGAACUCAUGGGAUGGGCGAGUUGGCCCGCAACUUGGAGUUCCUGAUGCUGAAGAUCGUCCAGCUGGAAACGGUGGUGGAGAUGCAACAGCAUGAGAUCCAGGACCUCACUGACCUCCGCAGCGUCAUCGGCGAGCACUUCGACCUGGAUCACAAUGACACCACGGCUUCCUUGAAGCAGGUGGAUCCCGAGGCCCGCACGAAGAAGGCCCAAGAGAUCCUGAAGAAGGUGAUGCAGAAGCACAAUCACCAGCGCGAGAAGCGGGACUUCAGUCCGGAGGCCCACCGCCGCCAGGAGCCAAAGGAAGAGCUGAACCAGGCGGAGGGAGAGGCCGAGGCCCAGCAGCGGAAGUUGCUUUCAAAACGUGACGAGGAGGCCAAGGACAGCGUCCUGCUCGAGGCUGAGACCGAUGAGACGGAGGAGGAGGAGGAACGAUCUUCCCGCCGACGCGGCUGGCGUCGCCGACGUCGCCGAUUGUUCAAGUCAGUGACAAAGGCUGUGAGCAGCGCCGGAAAUGCGGUCGCCAGCACGGCAUCAGAUGUUGCGGCGGCUGCAAAUGAUGGCACCGGCUUAGUCGGGAAUGCGCUGGGCGACGCCUAUGAGCAUGCAGCCGACCAGGUGACUUUCGUGGCCAACACUGUGAUUGACUCAGUAGAGCUGGCGAUUGACAUCUUGGUCCGUGGCUUCUCUGACUGGAAUGCCGGUUGCCCAGACACCCGCACGCCAGACAUGCACGUCGAUGGAGACGGCAUCCGUGUGGAUUGGGGUCGUCAGAAAUGCUGGGUCCGGCUGAUGGGCCAGACCUGCAACCUCUUCGACUUCAACUUUGGAUCCGUGUCCCUGAGUUGGCCCGAGCCCCUGAAGACCGUCGUGGGCUUCGGCUUGAUGCCCGUCCGCUCCAUGUUCAACCUGGGCGCCGACCUCGUGGACUGUGCCACCUCCGGCUCCGCCGUGGAGGUCGUGAAGUGUCUGGGCUUUCGGCUGAUACAGGAGGUGCCGCCGCUGAGCCUCCUGACCAGGAUGAGCGAGAUGCUCACGGAGUUCAUCGAGGUCUUCGCACAGGUGGCUGCGGUGGUGGUCAGGCAAGUGUUGGAUGACGGCUCCUCCUUGGUUCAGAAGGCCGCCCAGUCCAAGUUUCCUGGAGUCGACGAAGCCCCGGUGCUGCACCAUGCAGGGAAAAGCCUCACCAUCAAGACGCACUCCCAGCAUCCGAAGGGCAGGAAAAGGGAUCCCAGAUCAAAGAUUCCACGCGAGGAAAAGCUGUCGGCGGUGCAGCAGGACGCCAAGGCAAAGGUACGUGGUGACGACGACCCAGAGCCUCAAGGCAGCAUCGCCCUGGGCGUCUCGGACCAGGAAGGCAACUAUGCCACGCGGCUCAUCACCCAGUGGAAUGGUAGGGAGACAGACACCAGCUCCUGCUUGGCCUUCGCACCAAAGCACAGGGCAGGCAGCAACGAUCAGGCCCUGAAGUCAGACUGGCAAGGGAACAGCGAUGACUCUUUCAUUCCAUUGGAGCCCUUUGGCGUACCCUGCGACAAUGACUGGAUGAAGGAUAACUGGGACAAGUGGCAGGGCUACUCCUUCUACGUCUGGGAGAUGGCCAUCGAGAAGUGCGUGACUGUGACCUACAGUCUUGGCAUGCAGCCUGCGCUCGCCUUCGUGGGUGGCCUGAGCUUCGAGUUGAUGCCGGCGCCCUUGGCUGAGAUGGACACGACGGUCUGCUGGCCGGACAAGCAGCCCGGGGGGGUGGAUUUGAGCGUCUUGCGCUCCGAGAUCCGCUCGGGGGGCAUCAUGCUCUUCAGCCGAACUUUGCGCCUGCAGAAGCGCUUUGGGAGCGGCACGGACUUCGUGGACAGCAACAUCUUCGGUGCCCACGAGACCUGGCGGAACCCACUUGGCACGGCCGUGGGAAGUCACGGGGUCGAAGAUGAUCGCACCGUGGAAACCAUGUCGAGGUCCUCCCUCCUUGCAACGAACCAGACGUCCGAAAGGAGCCAUGAGAGCCCGAAGGCCACGGAGCAGCGAGAGCGGGGAGAGGCAGAGCUGCACUGGGAAACCGAUCUCGAGGAGCUCUACCUGGCUGCCGGCCACUACGGGAAGGACCUGGGAAUCAACAAGACCUCCGAGCUGCGUGGAGAAGACGUCCUGAAGCGCAUGCAGGAACUGAAGGCUAAGAAGGGCAUGAGUACUCUUCAGGCAGACGCUGAGUCCGGCACGGACUACCACCAGCUUUUCAGCUUCAAGAAUCCUGGUCCGGUCUCUUUCGAAAUCCUAGGACUUCUGGAAGACAACAGCUUAGAGCUUGGCAUGAAGAUCAACUUCGGCCCAUUCGAGUCUCCUGAGAAGCGGAUCCCCUUGCUCAACAUCGUGGACCAGUUCACGCUGGUUCUGGGAGUUAUGCCUUGGGUGUCACCCAGUAGCAAGGUGAAGGCCAUCGCCUCUUUGAGAGACUUCGGAAAGCAGGACAUCGCCUCGGUCCUGCCUGAGGUGCCUCCGCCAGAGGUGGCCCCGGGCUCCAUCAUCGGCCUCUACAACCCUCACUGGAGCCGCUGGAUCCGAAUGGGUGGUGACCAUGGCGACGUCGUGGAUCGCUCCGGCGCGACGGCCUUUGACGCCAUGCCCGCGGACUGGACCUGGGAGAAGUUCGCCGUGGUGGACGCCGGGGAUGGCCUGAUUGCGCUCCACUGCCCGAAGUGGAACCGCUUUUUGUCCCUGAGCCCCGAGGGGGAGGUCUACGGAAGUCCCCACAGAGCUGCGAGCCAGUUCCACCCUGGAUGGUCUUGGCAGAAGUUCAAGGUGGUCUACGCGGGCGAUGGCAUGAUCGCCCUUUAUUCCCGGACCCACAGCCGGUUUGUCGAGAUGGACCGUGACACCGUGGACGCCACGCAUGUCGUAGGUGAGGAUAGCGUGACAGAAAGUUGGACCUGGCAACGCUUCCAGGUGCUGCGAACCAAGUGGCUGCUGCAGCCGGGUACCGUGGUGGGCUUCCACAACGCAAUCCACAACCGCUACAUCAGCAUGGGAGAUGAUGGGACGAUGCACCCAAGCCCUGUGAGGGACUACAACCUUGAGCUACCCGAACAGUGGAGCUGGCAGAGGUUCACCGUGGUGGAUGCCGGGAACGGCGAGUAUGGGCUCCACAAUGCAAAGCACAACAAGUUCUGGAAGAUGACCGACACCGCCGAGAUGAUCGCCAGCGUCCCCAAGGCGGCCCACGAGAUGCCGGCGCCGGAGCACUGGCCGUGGGAGCGCUUCGCCGCCGUGGAUGUUGGAAAUGGCGAGAUCGCCUUCUACAACCCCCACCACAACCGCAUGGUCUCGCUCUCCGAGUCGGACGUCUACGGCUCCAGCCACCGGGCGCCCCAAGACUUUCCCGAAGGCUGGACCUGGCAGAAGUUCAAGGUCAAGCUCUAUGCGGACGCCGGCUCCAACCCCAACGACCUGCCCUGGUCCUUCUCGAACUGA